Cryptomeria japonica (Japanese cedar) is the source of this 979-nucleotide messenger RNA. RefSeq lists its product as uncharacterized. Gene Ontology annotation, molecular function: ubiquitin protein ligase activity. Bases 82 to 789 code for a protein of 235 amino acids. Gene Ontology annotation, biological process: interstrand cross-link repair; protein ubiquitination. The record is from RefSeq and is a predicted model, not a curated record. The transcript is spliced from 3 exons. Gene Ontology annotation, cellular component: nucleus. NCBI's taxonomy places the organism in Eukaryota, Viridiplantae, Streptophyta, Pinopsida, Cupressales, Cupressaceae.
AUAUUCGAAAAAAGAUAGAACUUUAUACUGCUUGGAGUACAGAAGUCAUUUAAGGGUUUUGGGGUUGAAGACGAAGUAGAAAUGAGAGGAAAGAAAUCUGAGGCGCAGGAGGAUGAAGGUGUACAGAGCUCAUGUGUGGCGUGGUGGGAUGAUGAAGAUGAACAGGGCGUACCUGUGUCUCCAGAACAUGAUGACGGCACGCCUUCAGCUAGUAGAAAUCCCAGAGAACGUAUUCAAUUUUCACAAUCCUAUUUGCAAUCUGCCCUCAAGGAUUUGUAUAAGCAGUUUGAUGACAUGAAAGCCGAUUUGGAUAAAACGGAAGAAGAGAAUAUGCAAUUGGUUGAGAAAAACGAAAAACUAAAGGAGAGGCUCAACAGGGCUAAAGACCGGGAAAAGUCUCUCAAAAAGGAUCUUGCGCAAUCACAGAACAAGCUGCGGCAGAUAUGCACAACAGUUUCUGCAGUUAAAGAAGAAUGUGAUAAAAUAUGUGAUCAACAAGAGGCGGAUCCGCAACUUUCUAAGAGUAAAAAAUAUGUUCUUAAGGUUCUCGAGGUUAACAACUUGUUGAAUUGCUCAAUUUGCUCUGAACCAUGGACUGAAUCGGGAGAUCAUACGGCCUGUUCUCUUCCCUGUGGCCAUUUCUUUGGCAGAUUAUGCAUAACACAAUGGAUACUAGGAAAUGAAAAAGAUGGUUCUGCGAGGUGUCCACAGUGUUCAAAGGGAGCUACUUUAAGUGAUAUAAGAAACCACUGUGUAUCCCAGAUUUAUGAGGGGGCCGAUGAAGCUUGAACAUGCAGAUUAGUUAGUUUUAUUGAUAUACUUUACCAUGACAUUUAUGAUAUUGUCUAUGUUGAGGGAGACCAUGCUUGAUAUCUGACUAUAUUUAGUUUGAGUUUUGAAAAUCUUGUGAAUGGGUUAUUGGAGACUUCAAAAGACAAUUUUGAAUUAUUCAAAUAAUUGUUCUAAUUUAGAUAGUGAA